AUGUCUAAGAAGCAUAAGUGUGAUAUGGCUGUGAUCCUAGAGCCGAAGGUGAGUGGUGUGCAUGCCGCAAAAAUUAUUCGAAGUCUGGGGUACGAUGAUUCCAUAAUUGAGGAGGCAGUGGGAUUUUCCAGAGGGAUAUGGAUCCUCUGGAACCAGUCCAGCUGCUCGGUGAAGAUAAUUGAGAAGAGGGACCAAUUUAUUUUGAUUCAAGUUUCCAUUCCCAAUAAGCAACCAUUUUUGUUCAUAGCUAUAUAUGCCAAUCCCAGAAUUGAAAUUCGUCAGACCCUAUGGGACGAUCUUCGUCGGCUUCAUGCGUCGUUUGAGGAACCAUGGUUACUUGCGGGUGAUUUCAAUGAGAUUCUCACGGCGAGUGAAAAAAGAGGGGGAACACCUGUUAAUCUCAGCAGAUGUUCUGAGUUCUCCUCUGUGCUAGAUGACUCUAAGCUACUGGACCUUGGUAGCUGUGGUUCUCGCUUUACAUGGAAGGGUCCCAAGUUCUCCCACCUUGAUCGUGUUUUCAAGAGACUGGACAGAGCAAUGGCCAACACCCAGUGGAGGCUGUGUUAUGAAGAAGUUGUGGUUAAGGUCCUCCCCAGGUUGUACUCUGAUCAUAGCCCUCUCCUUAUUUCUCUGUUUAAUUCUUCAACUGAUUGGACUCCAAGACCAUUUAGACUGUUCCCUCCUUCGCUAGAGCAUCCUAACUUCAAGCAAGUUUUGGAGGAGAAUUGGGACUCUCAUUCUGAGACUUCUGCAAACCUCUCCAGAUUAGUGCCCAUUCUGAGAGACUAG
This is a messenger RNA of Gastrolobium bilobum, 789 nucleotides long. RefSeq lists its product as uncharacterized. Gene Ontology annotation, molecular function: catalytic activity. NCBI's taxonomy places the organism in Eukaryota, Viridiplantae, Streptophyta, Magnoliopsida, Fabales, Fabaceae. The record is from RefSeq and is a predicted model, not a curated record. The transcript has a single exon. Bases 1 to 789 code for a protein of 262 amino acids.